CACAAUAUUUUCAUCCAAUUUUAACCAAACUAGUCAAGUAAAGGACCUAAUUUAUGAUUCCUACUUUUGGUUGAAGAAUUUCUGGUGUCUCCACUGGUGUUUUGAAGAUGUCAGAGGAAGAUGGCUUCCCCUCGAAGCGACCACGCCUUGAAAGAGACAACUAUUCAAUUACAAACAAUAACAGUGAAUCAGAUGUCCCAUCGACCAGUGGGGUUGUAGUGGCUGGGUGUUCUACAUCUCAGGAAGUGUGUAAACAAAGCCAUUCUGUACCAAGAAACUGUGCUUUAGAGACAGAGUCACCCAUUGGUCAGCCUGUGCCAACAUUAUCCAAUCAGGGUAAUGCUGCCGAAUCACCUGCCAAUGAGGGACCAGGACAGAGUAGAGCACUGGAUAUGACAGUGAGUGAAACAAUACAACAAGUUGCUUCCCCUUCCUCUAGUAAAGAUCACACUGAAGAGACCAAUGAAAGCACUGUGACCCAGCCUUCAAUAGCCAAUGAAAUCACAGACUCAGACAAAGCAGCCAGUCAGAAACCAGGACAGCCAGCCAAUGAGGUUACAGAAUCACCUUUUGCAGAAGUUGUCACAGUGGACAGGUCCAUUGCAAUGAAAUUCCUUCAGAUUGAGGCAAACUUGUGCGAGACACUGAGACACCUCGUGUUUCGGGAUCCGGUCACACAUUUGUACAAUCCUCUGGACUACGCACGUGAGACACACAAGGACUAUGUCAUGAAGUACUGCUGUUCUCACAAAGAUGUGCUGUUCUUGGGGAUGAACCCUGGUCCUUUUGGGAUGGCACAGAAUGGGUAG
This is a messenger RNA of Branchiostoma belcheri (Belcher's lancelet), 809 nucleotides long. RefSeq lists its product as uncharacterized. The coding region runs from base 108 to 809 and encodes 233 amino acids. The transcript has 2 exons. The record is from RefSeq and is a predicted model, not a curated record. NCBI's taxonomy places the organism in Eukaryota, Metazoa, Chordata, Leptocardii, Amphioxiformes, Branchiostomatidae. Gene Ontology annotation, biological process: base-excision repair. Gene Ontology annotation, molecular function: single-strand selective uracil DNA N-glycosylase activity; oxidized pyrimidine nucleobase lesion DNA N-glycosylase activity.